AUGCGUGAACCCGAAGAGGGUCACGUGUCGGGGCAGGCAAACGAACCCCUAUCUGGACUGCCUCAUACUUUGAGUGGUGAACAAUGUGCCAUUGAAAUUGGAGCGAAUAUUCUCGAUGGCCUCAGUGCCUCGGAAGCCAAAUCCCGCCUUGAGAAGUACGGGGCGAAUGAGCUCGAUGAUGGCCCUGGAGUUUCUCCUGUCAAAAUUCUCAUUCGGCAAGUUGCGAAUGCAAUGACUCUAGUGCUGAUGCUGGCCAUGGGGGUCAGUUUCGGAAUCGGUUCCUACAUUGAGGGUGGAGUCAUCUCCGCAGUCAUUGUUUUGAACAUUGUUGUGGGAUUCUUCCAGGAGUUUAGUGCUGAGAAGACGAUGAGCUCUCUACGCUCGUUGAGCUCCCCAACGGCAACAGUUAUUCGUAAUGGAGAUACUAUUGUCGUACCCACAGGAGAGCUUGCCUUUGGCGAUCUUGUUGAGGUAAAGGUCGGGGACACAGUCCCUGCGGAUAUUCGCUUAACUGAGUCCAUGAACCUUGAGACAGAUGAAGCUCUGCUCACAGGCGAAUCUCUCCCAGUUCAGAAAGAAGCCAGUCGAUUUUUUCCGGCAGACACCGGGCCAGGAGAUCGCCUUAAUGUCAUAUUCAGUUCAUCGACCGUCACAAAAGGUCGCGGUCGCGGUGUCGUCUUUGCCACGGGAAUGAGUACAGAGAUUGGUUCUAUCGCUGCAGCUCUUCGUGGCCAGCCAUCACGCAGGCGCCAAGUUAAGCGCAACCCAGAUGGGAGUGCAAAGCCGUAUCGAUAUGUUGAGGCUGGUGCACUUACCUUGGGCGACUUCAUUGGCCAUUUUCUUGGUGUCAAUGUCGGCACACCAUUGCAGCGCAAACUUUCGAAGCUCGCAAUGCUUCUCCUGGGAAUUGCUGUCGUCUGUGCAAUUAUUGUCCUUGGCGCAAAUAAGUUCUCCGACGAUACUGAGGUCAUCAUUUAUGCUGUGGCCACGGGCCUGUCGAUGAUUCCCGCUUCUCUUAUUGUUGUCCUGACCAUCACCAUGGCUGCUGGUACUAAGAGAAUGGUUAAACGCAACGUCGUCGUCCGGAAACUUGACUCUCUCGAAGCCUUGGGUGGCGUCACAGACAUUUGUUCCGACAAGACUGGUACCCUCACGCAAGGUAAAAUGGUUGUCAAGAAAGUCUGGGUUCCUAGUAAGGGCACUUACUCCGUCGGCAACUCCGAGAACCCAAUUGAUCCAACCCUUGGUGAUCUGUCCCACCACCAAUCUGCUCCAGUUGAUUGCGUAGCAGAGAAUGGGGAUGGAGUAAUGGCGAGCGCAGCCGAAAUUCUCCACGACAACGAGGACCUCGAAGAAUUCUUGAAUAUCGCAUCACUUGCAAAUCUGGCCCAUGUCCAUAAAACGGAAAGUGAAUGGAAAGCCCGUGGAGACCCAACCGAUAUUGCCAUUCAAGUUCUUGCGUCUCGAUUCAACUGGAACCGGAAUCGCUUCAUCUCGGAGGACAACCCAAUAUGGACACAGCGCGCAGAAUACCCCUUUGACUCAAAUAUCAAGAAGAUGUCAGUGAUCUUCGAGAGUAACUCGAGGUCGAUGGUCUUCACAAAGGGUGCUGUCGAGAGAGUUUUGGAAUCUUGUUCAACGAUUGUUGGGCCCAAUGGCGAGGCGCCACUCACUGAGGAUGUUCAUGGCUACAUAAUUGAAAACAUGGAGAACCUCGCUAGCCAAGGUCUCCGUGUCCUUGCAUUAGCAAGUAAGGAAUUGCUCAACCCGAUCAACGAGCUGAAGCCUCCGGGGCGCAGCUGCGUCGAAGAACACCUAGUGUUCCGUGGUCUAGUCGGCCUUUAUGACCCCCCUCGACCGGAAUCUGCUGGCGCGGUGCGCCAAUGCUACGCAUCUGGUAUUGUAGUUCAUAUGUUGACUGGGGAUCACCCGAGUACUGCUCGUGCGAUCGCUCUUCAAGUUGGUAUCUUGCCGGCAAACAUAGCAUUGAUCGCCCAAGACAAGAUCGACACAAUGGUCAUGGCCGCAGGGCAAUUUGACAAACUCUCCGACGACGAGAUCGAUGCAAUGCCCCAUCUGCCACUCGUUAUUGCACGGUGCUCCCCGAAUACCAAGGUGCGAAUGAUUGAAGCUUUGCAUCGUCGCAACCGUUUCGCCGCCAUGACUGGUGAUGGGGUCAAUGACUCCCCAUCCCUGAAGCGCGCAGAUGUUGGUAUUGCAAUGGGACUUGCUGGCUCUGAUGUUGCGAAGGAUGCUUCAGAUAUCGUCUUGACGGAUGACAAUUUUGCCUCCAUCCUUAACGCUGUCGAAGAAGGGCGCAGGAUGUUCGACAACAUCCAGAAAUUCAUUCUGCACUUACUUGCCGAGAACAUUGCCCAAGCGUGUACCCUCCUCAUCGGUCUCGCGUUCAAAGAUAACUCGAGUCUCUCUGUCUUUCCCCUCUCCCCUGUCGAGAUUCUCUGGGUUAUUAUGGUUACUUCGAGUCUGCCGGAUAUGGGACUGGGGUUCGAAAGGCCGGCACCAGAUAUCAUGUCACGACCCCCUCAUCCUCUAGAAGUUGGCGUCUUCACCUGGGAAGUCAUGCUCGACAUGCUUGUGUACGGGCUCUGGAUGGCUACCCUCUGCCUGACUGCUUUCUCUGUCGUCCUCUUCGGAUUUGGAGAUGGUAACCUGGGUUCGCGUUGUAACGACUCUUACUCGGCGCAGUGUGACACAGUAUUCCGUGCUCGCGCCACCACCUUUGUUUGCCUGACCUGGUUCGCCUUGUUCCUGGCCUGGGAAAUGAUUAAUAUGCGACGCAGUUUCUUCAGAAUGCAGCCAAAGAGCAAGAAGUACUUCACGCAGUGGGCUCAUGAUGUUUGGGGCAACAAGUUUCUAUUCUGGUCGGUGGUUGCUGGAUUCGUGACGAUUUUCCCGACACUGUAUAUUCCGGUGCUCAACCACGUGGUCUUCAAGCAUGAGGGCAUUUCCUGGGAAUGGGCCAUCGUAUUUAUUGAGACGAUUCUCUUUGUCGCUGGAUGCGAGACGUGGAAAUGGUGCAAGCGCAUAUAUUUCCGCCGACGCGGAGCCAAAGCAGGUGGAAAGGUCGAGGACCUGGAAAAGCGGGCUUUCGCGGCAUAUUUUGCCGAGUCAGAAUGA
Messenger RNA from Venustampulla echinocandica, 3138 nucleotides. Its product is annotated as putative sodium p-type atpase protein. Gene Ontology annotation, cellular component: plasma membrane. The transcript has 4 exons. NCBI's taxonomy places the organism in Eukaryota, Fungi, Ascomycota, Leotiomycetes, Helotiales, Pleuroascaceae. The coding region runs from base 1 to 3138 and encodes 1045 amino acids. The record is from RefSeq and is a predicted model, not a curated record. Gene Ontology annotation, biological process: intracellular calcium ion homeostasis; calcium ion transmembrane transport. Gene Ontology annotation, molecular function: ATP binding; P-type calcium transporter activity; ATP hydrolysis activity.